AUGGACGCGAACAGGCGCCAGAGUGGGAUUCAGCAGCUACUGGCUGUGGAGCAGGAGGCUCAGCAAAUUGUGAACGCGGCUAGAGCUGCUAAGUCAGCGAGGCUUAAGCAAGCGAAAGAGGAGGCUGAGCGGGAAAUAGCCGAAUACCGUGCCCAGAUGGAGGCUGAGUUCCAGAGGAAGGUCGCAGAGAGCAGUGGUGACUCUGGUGCGAACGUCAAGCGUCUCGAGGAAGAGACGGCGGCGAAAAUCGAACAGCUCAACCAGCAGGCUGCAAGCAUCUCCCCAGAUGUCAUUCAGAUGCUUCUGAGGCAUGUCACCACCGUGAAGAACUGA
Miscanthus lutarioriparius is the source of this 333-nucleotide messenger RNA. The record is from the annotation of a GenBank genome assembly. Lineage: Eukaryota; Viridiplantae; Streptophyta; Magnoliopsida; Poales; Poaceae.